Molecule: messenger RNA, 453 nt
Organism: Arachis stenosperma
Lineage: Eukaryota; Viridiplantae; Streptophyta; Magnoliopsida; Fabales; Fabaceae
Product: cell wall integrity and stress response component 1-like
Exons: 2
Coding region: 1-453 (150 amino acids)
Source: RefSeq, a predicted model, not a curated record
AUGCACCGCCGCUGCCCCCGCCCGCCACUGCACCGCCGCCCCCGCCCGCCGCCACACCGACUUCUUCUUCUUCUUCUUCUUCUUCUUCCUCUUCAUCCCGCCGCCACACCCACCGCCGCCCCCACUUCUUCUUCUUCUUCUUCUUCUUCUCCUGCCGCCACACCCACCGCCGCCCCCACUUCUUCUUCUUCUUCUUCUUCUUCUCCUGCCGCCACACCCACCGCCGCCCCCAGUUCUUCUUCUUCUUCUUCUUCUUCUUCCGCCGCCACACCCACCGCCGCCCCCACUUUUUUUUCUUCUUCUUCUUCUUCCCGCCGCCGCACCCACCGCCGCCCGCCGCUUCUUCUUCUUCUUCUAGAUAGUGAUGGAGUGACAGUGGGUGGGGGUGGGGGUGGGGGUUCUGGUUCUGGUUCUGGUGGUGGUGGUGGCAUGAUUUUGGGGAAGAAGGGAUAG